AUGAUCAUAUUAUCUCAACUGUCCUUGCCAAUCAACCAUUGUGAGCUAAUUCUUCUUCAUGUUGUUCCUGUUGGAGAUGAGCCGAAGGUUUUUGACCGACCCAAAAAAGAUCUUUCUCCUUUGCUUUCAACUGAAGUACGAGUUGCUCAAGCUGGCCGCAAUCUCUAUUUCAAAUUAGCAGCUCUUGUACAGCAACAUUAUGAUUUGUCUUCAACAACUGUCACUGGAAUUCCAAUGAAGGAAGAACAAAAUGCUAGUUCAUCUGCCAACUAUGAUGUGGAACUGCUUCACCCUGCAAUUGCUCAUGAAGAACUCAAGAAACAAACUGGAGGCCACGCAGAAGGCUUGAUCAUCCCUUCGAAGGAAGGUUUGCCCACAGAGACUGUAACACUUAAAUGGUGUACACCUAAAUCGAGUGUGGUUGGUGAGUUGUUAUUUUUCUUUCCUUCCAACAUCUUGCAACAAUUAUUUUUCUUUUCUUUAUGUGAUUUUUUUUUCUUUCUUUCAUUUUUCAAUUUCUUUCUUCUUUUUUCUCAUGUUUUCUUUUUCUUGUGUUUUUCCUCUUUCUCCUUCUCUUGUAUUCCUUUUCUUUCUACUUUCUCCUCACUGUUUUUAUUUCUUUUGUUUUCUUUCUUUUUCUUCAUGUCUCUUUCACUCUCUCUCACAAGGUUUUUGGAAAUAGUUAACUUUUCUCCUUUUCUUUAUCAUUUCUUAUUUUUCUUUUUCUUUCUUAUUCUGACUGUUUGUUUUUCUCUCUCUUUUCUCUUUAUAUAUUUCUUGAAGUUCAUUUCAAUCAGAUAUUUCCCUUCAUUAUCUUUCUCCCUCUUUCUUUCAAUCCUCCUUUCCACACUUUUUCUUCUUUUUCUACUUUCUGUCUACUUUGUUUGGCCUUCCCGCCAACAUUGCAAGCCUUCUUGCUACUAG
Messenger RNA from Acanthosepion pharaonis, 924 nucleotides. The record is from the annotation of a GenBank genome assembly. NCBI's taxonomy places the organism in Eukaryota, Metazoa, Mollusca, Cephalopoda, Sepiida, Sepiidae.